Molecule: messenger RNA, 744 nt
Organism: Drosophila rhopaloa
Lineage: Eukaryota; Metazoa; Arthropoda; Insecta; Diptera; Drosophilidae
Product: lipopolysaccharide-induced tumor necrosis factor-alpha factor homolog
Exons: 4
Coding region: 168-542 (124 amino acids)
Molecular function (GO): zinc ion binding
Source: RefSeq, a predicted model, not a curated record
UCUAUUUCUCAAGUCCAGCAGUGCGCACGCACAAUCAACAUCGAGCCUGCCCUCACACAACUAAAAAGAACGCAAAUCCAAAUUCGGGCGUCGCCUGUGGAGCACAUUUUAGUUGCCAGUCUGAGUUUGAACGCCUAGCACAUCAGUCGGAAGUGAAAAAACUAAGAAUGGAGAAGAAUAUUCCCUACAACCACCACCAGCAGCCUAUGCCCCAGGCACCGCCCUGUUAUGACAACACCCAUCAGGGCUACCCGAGUCUUAAUCAGCCACAGCCUGUAAUUGUGGCACAACCUCAGAAUGUGCAGGCACCUCCUAAUGUGUUGGGGAAUGUUCCAUCCAUGGCCACGUGCCCGAGCUGCGGAGUCCGUAAGCAAACGAACAUCGAAUUUGAGCCUAGUACCAAGACCCAUUUGAUUGCCCUUCUUAUCUGCAUGUUGGGGGGCCUUUGCUGCUGCUGCAUUCCGUACUGCACGGACUCCUGUCAGUCGGCCAAACACACCUGUAGUAGCUGCGGAGCCUAUGUGGGAACUUACAAGAACUAGGGAUCAAACAUCGAAAAGGAAGUCUCCAUUGACAUGUUUUAAAAUAUGCCAAUCAUUGUGAGCUUUAUUCUCCUUCGGAUUCAACUUCGCACAACGAAAUAUGCAAAACAAAGUCACUGACUCUUGUCCCAGAAAAUAUUGUAAAACCGCCCUUAAAUACUUUUACAUUUCAAUUAAAAUAAAUGAAUAACUUAUCAUAGAA